Molecule: messenger RNA, 3224 nt
Organism: Aphidius gifuensis
Lineage: Eukaryota; Metazoa; Arthropoda; Insecta; Hymenoptera; Braconidae
Product: poly [ADP-ribose] polymerase
Exons: 2
Coding region: 156-3146 (996 amino acids)
Cellular component (GO): nucleus
Molecular function (GO): zinc ion binding; NAD+ poly-ADP-ribosyltransferase activity; DNA binding
Source: RefSeq, a predicted model, not a curated record
CAUCGACGCCAUUUCCAUUAUAUUCAUCAAAGAAAGGAGAAAUUUUUUCUGACUGUUUCUAAUAAACAAGACAAAAUUAAAAUUAUACGUAUAAAAAUAAUUGCCAUAACAAAAGUAUUAAAUAAUAAUUGUGUUGUUUAAAUAUUUAUAAGAAAAUGUCGAGUACUCGUUUGCCAUUUUUAGCUGAAUAUGCUAAGACGGGAAGAGCAUCAUGCAAGGCAUGCAAACAAAAGAUUGCCCAAGACGUAUUGCGUAUUGCAAAAGUUGUACAGAGUCCAUUUCAUGAUGGUUUCAUGACCAACUGGUUCCAUGAUUCAUGCUUUUUUAUGAAAGCCAAACCAACAACAACAGGUGAUAUUGAAAAUUUUGAUAAUCUUCGUUGGGAUGAUCAACAAAUGAUUAGAGAAAAAAUUGAUAAUGCUGGUGGUGGUGGUUCAUCAACAACUGAUGGUGCCAAAAAAGGACGUAAACGUCCAAAUGCUGAAGUAUAUCGUGAUUAUUCAAUUGGAUAUGCAAAAACAGAUCGUUCAACAUGCAAAGGAUGUGAAGCACCAAUUCUUAAAGAUGACAUUAGAAUAUCAAAGAAAGAUUAUGAUUCAGAAAUGGGACAAAAAUUAAAUGGUGUUGAAGCAUGGCAUCAUGUUGAUUGUUUUGUUGAGCUUCGUAAAUCAUUUGAUUUUUAUGAUUCUGGUGAUGUAUUACCUGGCUUUAAAACUCUAAAUAAAGAUGAUAAAAAAACAAUAAAAACAAAAUUACCAAAAAUUAAAAAUGAAUUAGAUGCAUCAUCAGCUAAAAAAAUUAAAAUUGAUCCUGAUACAAAUGCAGAUGAAAAAUUAAUGAAAAAACAAAAUGAAGAAUUGUUUAAAUUAAAAGAUCAAUUGGCAACAUUAACAAAAAAAGAAUUAACAAAUUUACUUGAUGCUAAUAAUCAAACUGUACCAGAAGGAAAUUCACGUAUCAUUGAAAAAUUAGCUGAUUUGAUGUGUUUUGGUGUACCAUUACCAUGUGAUAAAUGUAAUGGUAAUUUAAAAUAUAAAUCUGGUAUUGGAUACAAAUGUACUGGUGAUUUAACUGAAUGGACAAAAUGUGAAAAUGUUAAUAUUGAUCCACCAAAGAAAAAAUUCAAAGUACCAAGUUACAUGAAAGAGAGUAUUGAAUUUUUAUCAACAUAUAAACCAAAAAUUGAAAAGAGAAUAUUUAAACAAACACUUAGUACAAAAUCCCUGGCAUCUGUUAAAAAAGAAGAAAGUGAUGUUGAUGGUCCUAAAAUAAAAAAAACAUUACCCCUAAAAGGUAUGCAAUUUACACUACAUGUAAAAGGUAAAACUGAUAAAGAAGAAAUGAAGAAAAAAAUUAUGUUACUUGGUGGUACUGUUUCUACUAGAUUACAUGAAAGUAUUGCUGCUGUUAUAGCAACUAAAGAAAUGUUUGAUAAAGGUGGAAAAGCAAUAAAAGAUGCAGAAGCUAUGGAUAUACAAGUUAUCAGUGAUGAUUUUAUUGAUGAAGCUAAAGAUUAUAAUGAUACACCAAUUUCAUUGUUAACAAAAAAAACAAUUUGUGGAUGGGGAAGUGAUCCAUCAAAACGUAUUGCUGUUACAAUGGCUAAAUCAACAUCAUCACGUAGUGCAGGUGGUAAAAGUGUUUAUGAAAAAUCAGCUGGUAAAAUAAAGCUUAAGAUUAAGGGCGCUGGUGCUGUUGAUCCAGAGAGUGGUCUUGAUGAUACUGCACAUAUUUAUCAAAAUAAAGAUGAUGUUUAUAAUGCAAUACUUGGUCUUACUGACAUACAAUCUGGUACAAAUAAAUAUUAUAAAUUACAAUUAUUAAAAGAUGAUAAAUCACAGAGAUACUGGUUAUUCAGAAGUUGGGGACGUAUUGGUACAACAAUUGGUGGUAAAAAAUGCGAUGGUAUGUCACUUGAUGAAGCAAUAAAAGAAUUUGAACGUUUAUAUUUGGAAAAAUCUGGUAAUCAUUGGAUGAAUCGUAAAGAAUUUGUUAAAAAACCAAAAAUGAUGUAUCCAAUUGAUGUUGAUAAUGCUGAUGAAGAUGAAAACUUGGGUAAAUUUGAUUCAAAUAUUGAAAGUAAAUUGAAAAAACCAGUACAAGAAUUAAUACGUUUAAUAUUUAAUGUUGAUAUUAUGAAGAAAGUCAUGGCUGAGUAUGAGCUUGAUACUGAAAAAAUGCCAUUGGGUAAAUUAUCAAAAAAACAGCUACAACAAGCAUACAGUGUAUUGACUGAGUUACAAAAUCUUAUUAUUAAAAAUAAAGCAUCACCUGGUAGUGAAAGAAUGAAUUUAAUUGAUGCAUCAAAUCGUUUUUAUACACUUGUACCACAUUCAUUUGGUAUUGCUGAUCCACCAAUACUUGAUAAUGAAGUUAUUAUAAAAAGUAAAUCUGAAAUGCUUGAUUCACUUAUUGAAAUGGAAAUUGCAUAUAAUUUAUUGAAUAUUAAAACAGAUUCAAAUGCAAAUCCAAUUGAUACACAUUAUCAACAAUUAAAUACAGAUAUUGAUGUACUUGAUAAAGAUAGUGAAGAAUAUAAAGUUAUACAAGAUUAUACUAAAAAUACACAUGCAUCAACACAUUCACAAUAUAAACUUGAAAUUGAAGAUGUAUUUGUUAUUAAACGACAAGGUGAAGAAAAAAGAUUUAAACCAUUUAAAAAAUUACAUAAUCGUAAAUUAUUAUGGCAUGGUUCAAGAACAACAAAUUUUGCUGGUAUAUUAUCACAAGGUUUACGUAUUGCACCACCAGAAGCACCAGUUACUGGUUAUAUGUUUGGUAAAGGUAUUUAUUUUGCUGAUAUGGUAUCAAAAUCAGCAAAUUAUUGUUGUACAUCAAGUCAAAAUUCAACUGGUUUAUUGAUGCUUUGUGAAGUUGCACUUGGUAAUAUGUAUGAACGUUUGGCUGCUGAAUAUGUUGAAAAAUUACCAGUUGGUAAACAUUCAACAUUUGGUAUGGGACAAACACUUCCAGAUCCAACUAAAAUUUACAAAACUAAAGAUGGUGUUGAAGUACCAUAUGGUCCUGGUGUACCAGCCCAAUUGCCUGAUCAAUCAUCAUUACUUUACAAUGAAUAUAUUGUAUACGAUGUUGCCCAGGUCAAGGCACAAUAUCUCGUAAGAAUGAAAUUCAAAUAUAAUUAUUAAAAAUACAAAAAACAUUCAUCAUUAAAAUAUUAUUACGUUUAAUUUUGUUUUAUUAUUUGAUUAUUAUUAUCUUAAACU